Molecule: messenger RNA, 543 nt
Organism: Necator americanus (New World hookworm)
Lineage: Eukaryota; Metazoa; Nematoda; Chromadorea; Rhabditida; Ancylostomatidae
Exons: 1
Coding region: 1-543 (180 amino acids)
Source: RefSeq, a predicted model, not a curated record
AUGUCUUUGGUUUUCCAUAGAAAACCUAUGGCCCAUAGCGCCAAAACUCUCGAGCUACUUCUGGAGAAAUUUUCACUCUACAAAGAAGAGUGUAACCCAAAUGGGUCAGAUGAGGAGAUGUUUGAGGCAUAUUUGACCUCAACCAUUCUUAUAAAAGGUAGUAUAAAAACUACCAAACAGAGUAGAAACUCACUGCAGUCACUGAUAGACAAACUGCAGAUGAAAUACAGUGAUUCCAAAACAAAAGGCAACAAAAAGAACCUCGAAAAAGAAAUCGAGGAAAUUGAAAGUGAAACAAAAUUCACUGAUAUCAUGGCAAGAACAAAUGAAAUGAUAUUCAUGCUAGAAGCAAGAGCCGCAGAAGCAGCAAGUCAAGCUGAUAAAUUUGCAAGGAAGUUGGGAAUAAAAUUACAUAGAAACCAACGAAUAGUAACGCAUCUUGAAGAUGCAAGUAAUCGAUCGCCACAAACGGGAGGUGCCAGAACGGCAACAGAUCAAAGUAAUGACGAAACCUUCAGCCCAGAUGACGCAAUAUGGCUGUGA